Messenger RNA from Cervus elaphus (red deer), 626 nucleotides. RefSeq names its product ubiquitin A-52 residue ribosomal protein fusion product 1 (gene UBA52). The record is from RefSeq and is a predicted model, not a curated record. The transcript is spliced from 5 exons. Gene Ontology annotation, cellular component: cytoplasm; ribosome; nucleus. Gene Ontology annotation, molecular function: ubiquitin protein ligase binding; protein tag activity; structural constituent of ribosome. Gene Ontology annotation, biological process: protein ubiquitination; translation; modification-dependent protein catabolic process. NCBI's taxonomy places the organism in Eukaryota, Metazoa, Chordata, Mammalia, Artiodactyla, Cervidae. The coding region runs from base 136 to 522 and encodes 128 amino acids.
GGGCACGGCGCGCGGCGAGGAUUGUGACGCAAGCACGCAGCGUGCUCGGUGCGCAGGCGCUUUCGGCGGCGAAUCGGCGGUUUCCGGUUCCGCCGCCCUCUUUCUCUUCAACCAGGCGGCCGAGCAGACGCAGAGAUGCAGAUCUUUGUGAAGACCCUGACGGGCAAGACCAUCACCCUUGAGGUCGAGCCCAGUGACACCAUUGAGAAUGUCAAAGCCAAAAUCCAAGACAAGGAGGGCAUCCCACCUGACCAGCAGCGUCUGAUCUUCGCGGGCAAACAGCUGGAGGAUGGCCGCACUCUGUCAGACUACAAUAUCCAGAAAGAGUCCACCCUGCACUUGGUGCUUCGUCUGCGAGGCGGCAUCAUUGAGCCUUCCCUCCGCCAGCUCGCUCAGAAAUACAACUGCGACAAGAUGAUCUGCCGCAAGUGUUACGCCCGCCUGCACCCCCGUGCUGUCAACUGCCGCAAGAAGAAGUGCGGCCACACCAACAACCUGCGCCCCAAGAAGAAGGUCAAGUAAAACUCCUCCACCGGCUUCUCCUUUGCCCCCAGGGCGGCCUCCUGCCCAAUCCCCGUGGUCCUGGGGCCUCAAUAAAGUUUCCCUUUCGUUGACUGGAGCAGUAA